Prorocentrum cordatum is the source of this 5598-nucleotide messenger RNA. The record is from the annotation of a GenBank genome assembly. NCBI's taxonomy places the organism in Eukaryota, Dinophyceae, Prorocentrales, Prorocentraceae.
AUGGAGCAGCAGGUGCAGCUGCAAGCGCAGCAGAUUGCAGAGCUGAGAGAUUUACUGCAAAGGCAGUCGCAGGAGCUCCAGAGGAUGGCCGCGGCCCAGCCAGCAGCACCAGCGCAAGCAGCAGCACCAGUGCCCCCAGCAGGGCCACGACGUAUGGAAGGUAUCUUGGACAGCAAGAUAGUGGGCAAGGUCAAGCAGUUUGACGGCCAACGUUCUUCAUGGAAGACCUUUGAGUUUCACUGGAAGGCCUACUUGGUGGCCAACGAUUUUCGUUUCAGAAAGAUGUUUCAGGCCAUCGAGGACGAACCUGAUGUGGCAAUGCUGGUGAAUGACGUAGGCAGUGUGAAUAAUCCAGAUUUCGAGCCUCUCUCCAGCCAGCUGUACUUUAUGUUGGUGCUGGCGAUGCCAGAAGACAGCACGGGCGAGAGCAUCCUCUCCAAUACACCAGAGGGAGAGGGCGCCCUGGCUUGGAAGAAGCUCUUGAACGAGUACUCUCCCAAUGCGCCUGGCAACAUCGUAGGGCAGUUCAGGAAGAUUCUAGGUACGGUGUUCCCCAAGGAUGCGGACAUUGUCACGGAGAUCAUGAAACUGGACAAGGAGAUCGCCCGCUACGAGAAGGCGAGUGGCGAGACGGUGUCGGCGAACGUCUCGCGUGGCAUCCUCCUGGGGGCUCUCUCAGAGGAACCUGACCUCCAGAAGCACUUGUUCCGCAACCUUCGGAGUUUGCCAACCUACGCCGACAUGAGAGCAGAGGUAGUGAACGCCCUUGCAGCCCAGAGGAGCGUGAGCGACGACGCCAUGGAGAUUGGAGCGCUCAAGGGCGGCAAGUCCAAGGGCGGCAAGGCGAAGGGCGGCAAGGACGGCAAGGGCAAGAAAGGCAAGGGCUACGACUCCCAGAACGCCGAGAAGUGGUGCAGCUACUGCGAGAAGCCGAACCACGUACGCUCGGAGUGCCGCAAGAAGGCUGCUGAUGAUAGGAGACGGGAUGCAGAGGAGGCCGCGACGAAAGCCAAGCAUGACAAGAAGGAUCGGCAGAAGCAGCGAAGAGCUCAAGCUAAGGCUGGAGCCUUGUCUGCUGGCACAGCACCGUCACUACCGACUACGGGGACGCUGCCGACGGCGAUGCCGACGAACCCAGGUGCGACCGGUACAGGGCCGUCGUGUGCAGCGAGCAGCGCUAGCACGAUCCCAGUUGGGCUGAGAGCUUUGACAUCGAGCUCGGACGCCACAUCCAGCACCCUCAACACCAAGUUUGUUUUCGGUCUUGAGGCGAUCGAGGCCGAGGAGAGGCAUGCGAGCAUCGCAGCGGUCAGCCACAAGCCGAAGGACGCGAUCAUGAUCGACAGCGGUGCGCAGAUCUCGGCGAUGCCCAGCCAGAUGGUGUACGAUGCAGGCUACACGAUCCAGAGGUCAAAGAUCCACGAGCUGCAUGCGAUCGACGGGAGCAAGGUCCCCCACCAUGGUCGUACCGACGUCAAGAUUCGACGAGGAGAUGCAGUCCUGCAGCUGGGCAUGGAGGUAGCCGACAUCGAGUACCCCGUCCUCUCCACAGAUGCCAUCACGAGGCGAGGCCAGUCCGUGUUGCACUCGCCGAUGGGAGACUGGAUCGUGGACGCUCCGAUGCUGCCGCCCGACGGCGCCGAGGUGAUCAAGCUGAAGAAGGAGCGCUCGGCCUGCUACUUGGAGUUCGACGAGCUGCUGAAGGACGGCCAGAACGCCGAGCAGAGCAAGGUCAUGGCUGCGCUCCGACCGCAGGAGUUAGAGGACUCCGUGGGGAUCUUGGCUGCAGCCCGCAAGACGCUGGCACCCACGACUGCGCCAACGAGCUCGUCUGGGGCUCUGCCUCGAGCGCUUGGACCAGACCCCUCGGAGAACGUCACCCUGAAAGCGAAGGAGCUCAUGAGACCAGGACAGCCGACGGCGCAGGAGAGGCGUGCCCAUGCAGCACACCACCUGCCCUUCAGGCCCUGGUGCCCCGUGUGCGUGAUGGGGCGAGGCCGUGAGCGACCUCAUCCGAAGCAGCAGGACAGCCCUGAGCUCGACGCGGACCAGGUGCCGAUCGUGGAGAUGGACUUCUUCUUCGCAGCUACUGACGACAUCGCCAAGAAGUACACGAUGCUCCACGGCUUCGUUGCCAAGCGCAUCCCCAGGGACGAGAGACGCACGAUGAUCCCUGUGCUGAACAUCGUAGACGGGAGGUCGAAUGCUAUGGGCACACUGAUGACGAACAAGAUGGUUGGGCAAUACAAGACUCUGUACGUGGCAAAGCUGAUCGACUCGUGGGGUCACACCACAGUUGUUCUACUGACUGAUGGCGAACCCGCUAUCGUGGCCAUAGCCGAAGAUGUCAAGAAACAUCGGAGCCAUGGCACCAUCGUUCGUAAAGCCGCAGCGCAUUCUCAUCAAAGUAUGGGGCGCGUGGAAGGCGCCAACUCUCUGGCAGCGGGCCUCUUGAGGACCUUCAGGUUCGCGCUGGAGAAGCGGUUGGAAGUCACGAUCGACGCCGACCACCCGAUCCUACCCUUCGUGACGAACGCGAUCGGCUGGUACGUCACACGAUUCCAGCCGCGGGAGCACGGAGGGUCCUCCUACAAGUUUCUCUUUGGCAAGGAGUACGAUGGAGAAGUCGCCGAGAUCGGCGAGCAGGUUUGGUAUCGGAUCGCUGGGCGGGUAGCCAGCGGUCAGGGCAAGUUCGAGGCCCGCUUUGCCAAAGGCGUGUGGGCAGGCAAGUCGGAGUUUGACGACCAGCACCUAGUCGUGGACUUGCAGCGCGGGCUCCUCAAGGUGCGCACGGUGCGUCGCAUGCCCGAGGAGUUCCGCUGGUCCGAGGACCUGCUGAGGCAGAUCAGCGUGACGCCCUGGGACCCCGCGCCAGCUAGGGCCAAGGAGAUUGCGAGGCCCAAGGGCCUCUACAUCACAGAGAGGAUGAUUGACAGACAUGGACCGACUUCAGAAUGCCUCAAAUGUUCCACGGGGCGAGGACAGCACUCCGACGCUUGCAGGCAGAGGUUCGAGCACAUCGUCCAGGAGGAGCUCGAGCGGAGGCUCAAGACUGAGGGAGCCUCGCCAGCGACACCAGCGCCGCCUGGCGUGGAGCCUGGCUCGCCCGUGCCCGAGAGUGCGCCUGGUCCUAGUCAGCGCUCGCACCCUGAGGACCGAGCGCCGGGCACACCGAGGCCAGGAGCGCAGGUGCAGGAGGCCACGGCGGACCAACCCCCCAGGAGCUCUGUCGGGAACAUCCCCGACACGCCGAUGGACACCAAGGAGGACACGACUCGCAAGCAUCAGGUCGAGGCUGCAGGAUCCGAGGGCCAGGGCGGCAAGCGCCAGAGGAUCGAGCUUCUUGGCUGCGCCUGUCGGCUGUGCCUGAUCCAUGCUGCGCGUGCCGUGGAGGCCCCGAGCGCAGUGGUGGCAGGCCUGUACAGCAUGUGGGCGGGCGGUCUGGAUGACGAGGUUGAGAGCCCGCAGAUGGUCCACUACGACUACUACUCAGGCGAGCCGUUGGACGAGGACCUCUACCAGGAGGGCAGGCGCGACGAGCUGGAGGCGAUGAAGGAGUACGGUGUCUACACGGAGAUCCCCAUCUCUCAGUGCCAGCCAGGGGGGAAGCACGUCAGGGGCUUUCCGAUCGCCCACAUGAAGGGCGACAAGGUGCGCUGGAGGUUUGUCGCGACCGAGGUGAACGACAAGCACCGCGAGGACAACCACCAGGGCACGCCGCCGCUGAUGGUCAUCAGACUGAUCAUUUCCCUCGCAGCAUCCAAGUCUGAUGCUGACGGCGUGCGCCGUCGGCUGCUGCGUGUCUGGGAUGUCCGCAAGGCGUUCUUCAAUGCAGACUUGGACGAGCUGGUCUACGUGCAUCCAGGUUGGGAGCUGUGUCCAAAAGGCUUCUGCUGGGUUUUGCACAAGGCGAUGAACGGGACGAGGAAGGCCUCGCAGCUCUGGGGCGAGACGAGCAAGGCAGCGAUCGAUGACGCAGGAGGCAAACCGUUGAAGGGCACAGCUGGGACCUACUACUUCGAGAACUUAGUGGGUGACGGCAUGGGCGCCACGAUGUGCUGCCACGGUGAUGACUUCUUGGCGGAGGGCCACCGCGACACCCUCGACGCCAUCGGCAACUUCCUGGAGGCGAACUUCGAGGUCACCGAGUCCGAGAGCAUAGGCCCAGGUUACCCUGGAGAGCUGAACUACUUGAAGCGCAUAGUGGGCUACACGAGUGAGUUGCCCGAGACCAGGAUGCCAGGCUUCUACUGGAGUGCUGAUCCGAAGCACGUGGAGGAGCUCAUCCGCUGGGGCCACAAGUCGGGUUCCAAGGCUGCGCCUACCCCUGGAACAAAGGCUACGGGGGCAGGCAUGAGGAAUGCCCCGGACCCACUGCCCGUGGCCGAGGCCAAGUCGACCUCUUCAGCGGCAGGGCUAAGCCUGUAUGUCUCGAGUGACAGGCCUGAUGCUAUGUUCAGCUCCAAGACGAUUAUGCAGCACGUCAGCAAGCCAAACGUCCUGAUGAACGCACGUCUGCACCGGCUGUGCAGGUACUACGAGGGCGCACCGAGGCUGCUGUGGUGCUACGAGCUCCAGGACUUACCAGAGGUUCUCCGAGUGGACGCGGAUGCCGACUGGGCGUCUACGACAAGCCUCUUCAGGACUUCGACCUCUGGGGGAGUUGUUCGUUUCGGAGGCCACACGGUCGAGGCGUUCGCGGUCAGCCAGGCAACUCAAGCGUUGUCGUCAGGAGAGUCGGAGUUCUACGCCAUCGGGAGUGGAGCUGCAAGAGGUUUGCAGGCGAAGCACUUCCUUGGAGAGGUGGGCGUCACCGUGCGUCUUGUCGUGGCCAGCGACAGUGCUGCAGGCAGAGGGAUCUGCCAGCGCCACGGUGUGGGCAAGGUGCGCCACCUCGAGUUACGGUAUCUCUGGCUACAGGACCGUGUACGGUUGCGACAGCUGGAGUUGAUCAAAGAAGCGACCACGGAGAUGGUUGCGGACAUCCUCACGAAGUAUGUGGAAGCAGAGACCCUGUUUAAGCACAUGGCGACCAUGAACCUGCGGCUCGUGCCGCUCGGAGCAGUGGUAGUGAGCGCGCUGCUACCGACGGUGCGCGGCCAGGAGACGGUGGAGGGCGCCAAAGGCGCGCCCUGGCUACUGAUUGUGAUGGCUUUGAGCAUAGCGUUGCUGUCUUUUCUAGUAGGCUGUUGUGCUGGAGCCAGAGCGGGCUCCACUGCGGUUUGCUAUGAGCGUCCCGAGACGCUGAGUGAUGACAGCGCAGCUCCUGAGCAGACCGCAAGCGACGGAGAUGCGAGAGUGCAGCUAGUUCUUUCAAGGUUGACAGUGCCUGACCUACGGGCCAUUGCUCGUGCGAACAAGAUCGGCCUGGGGGUGGGCUAUGUAAGGAAGCAGCGCCUGAUCGAGAUGAUUAUCUCUGCUGGCGCGAGCCCCACCUGCGAGCAGGCAGAGCGCCUAGAGAGCGUUUGUGCCAUUCUUUCCAAGGCUGGUCUGAGUUGUUUUGUGCAGCCACGCCUGCUGUUCACUAAGCAGGGGCUGGAGAGUCAUUUGGUGCUGUUAGAGACGGCUUGCACGCCGUUGCGGAAGAUCUCGGAUUGA